Molecule: messenger RNA, 2634 nt
Organism: Mycotypha africana
Lineage: Eukaryota; Fungi; Mucoromycota; Mucoromycetes; Mucorales; Mycotyphaceae
Exons: 1
Coding region: 343-2244 (633 amino acids)
Source: RefSeq, a predicted model, not a curated record
UAAUUCAUCAUUUCUUUUUGAUAAGGGCCCUUUUGUUUGAAUUUAACAGUUUUAGGCUGGUUCUUCAAUUCAAGUCAGACACAACCACUACACAAUUAUACUUUCAGGCUUUAUGGAAAAAAGAAAUUUUUUGCUCUCUUUCCCUUUUCCUUUUUUUUGUUUUCCUUUUUAUUCUCUAAUUAUCAGCCUAUUUUCAGUUGCUUCUUAUUACUAUCUCUAUCUAUUUUGUAUAUCUUUAUUUAAAUUGAAAGUAGUAAAAAACAGAACAGAUUACGAAAAAAAAAAAAAACCCAACGAAAAUCAUUUCGCUUACAGAACAGAGACGCCCUCAUUAUCAAUUAAAUGUCAUAUCAUAAUAUGACAGCUUAUGCACUGAUAAUUAAACUUUUCCUCCUCACUUUAUGUGUAUCAGCCAUCUAUUCUUCUACAUCAGUUCCUACCGCCACUACUCUCUCUACAGCAUUAUCAUCUUCUCUGUUCAUACCAGCACAAACAUCUACCACAACUCUAUCCGCCCUAACGGAUGCUCCUUCCGUACUUCAACAAAGAUCGUCUUCUUUGAAAGAAGAAGAAAAACGAUUAGCUAAGCUAGAAAAAGAAUUAGAGCGACGUACACAGGAGCUCUUGCAGAAAGAAGAACAGUUAGAAAAGCGAGAAAAGCGUGUUAUUGAGAAAGAGAGAAAGCAGCUUGAACGAGAAGAAAAAUUUAGAAAAUGGUUGCAAGAGCAACAAAGAAAGAAAGACGAUGCAUCCAACAACAACAAUAAUGAUAGAUACGCUUCAGAUACCAUAACAGACCUUCCUACGAUGACAACCAGUAGCUAUUUAUCACAACCAACAGCCCAGAGAAAGAAAUACGGCAAGCAUCAAGAGCAGUCUGAACAAUACAACGACACUACGGAUGACAAUGACGAGGACGACGAUGAAAAUGAUGAAAAUGAUGAAAAUGACGAUAACGAUGAUGACACUUCCUCUUCAGAGGAGACUUCUCCGAGUGACAACGACAGUAACAGUUCAUCUAUAGCAACGACCAUGACAUCCAGUGGAUCUUUGUCAGCAACACCUACAAUUUACACUCAACCUGGCAGCCAUGAUAAUGCUGCGAAACAACAAGGCGGCUCCCAGAAACAACAACCACACAACCAUCAAAUUACUGAUCCAAACGACACGUCUGGCAUAUCUGCUGAUACGGGACAUGCAGAUCAUCAACAGCAAAAGGAAGAGCAGCCGCAGUCAAAACCGAAUAAAUCCACCAUCGUCAUUUUCUCCGUCAUUGGUAGUGUAGCCGCCAUCUGUCUUAUUGUAGGAGGCUUCGUCGUGGGUCGUGUCGUGGGUCGUAAAAGAGACCGUGAACGCAUGGAGAAGAAGCGACAACAACAAGAGCAAGAAAAAGGAAUACAACCUUAUUCUGAUCUUGAAAGUGGUCACAGCAAUAACAAGGAUGAUCACCAUGGUAGCCAUUCCAGCAGCAGCAGCAGCAGCAGCAGCAGCAGCAGCAACGGUACUAGUAGCUUCCACCAAAAUCCAUUCUUAGAUCCCGAACAACAGGAUCCACGUAUUCUCAACCGCAUGUUGGAUGUUAGCCAUGCGGAUUACAUGGGCUAUCGUGCCGAUCGUACCUUAUCCAUGGUGUCGCAAACGACAGCUACCAUGGCGCUUCCUUCAGCUCCACCUGCUAAGGAACUGGAUGCUCUUGAGUUUGACAAUCCCUUUGAAGAUUUCACUGGUGUCGAUUCUGAUACUACGACUGCGACGACAACAACGAUGAGAGGUCAAGACCUUUCUGAGCCACACAAAGAUCAACGUCAGAGACCUAUUUCUGCUGCAUCGACUCCAUCUCUUUUGACAGAACAUCAGCAGCAAAAUAAACAAAGAGAAGAAGGACGCGGCUCUCAACAACAACAGCAGCAUCGAAAUGAUGAUUACCCACCACCUCCAGCUUAUACACCUAGUGUUGUACCUAGCGCCCCACCACUGUACGCCCUCCCCAGUCCUACUGCAACUGUCUUUACCAGUCAUACGGAGCAAUCGCCAUCCUCUGAUGCAGCUUUAGAACGUCUGCACGCCACUCCAUCUACAAUGACAAACAAUAGACGACACUCCAUCAGUAGUUGUCAUAGCGUUGAAUCUUCUACCAGCAGACGACCUGUUUCACUAAGACGUGCCUCAGGUACUUUAACGUACGUUCCCACAUCAUCCGUAUCCACAUCCUCGACAUCAUCCAAUACGCCAUCAUUAUUGUAAAUUUUUUAUUUCAUGCAACAUAUUAUCUAUACAACUUGUAUCAAAAAUAGUUCGUUUCUCUGUACAACAACAAUUUAUUUUUCUUUUUAAAGAACAACUUUUUUUUUUUUUCUUUGUAAAUCAUCAACAGCUUUGUACAUAAGUAUACCAUUUUCCCUUUCUCAUUUGCUCAAAGAAUAUCCCCCCUUGAAAUACAUGUAUCAAUGAUCGAGACAUACUUCAUUUAUGCUUAAAAUAAACGUUUGCUAUCUUUAAUGGAACAGCUAUCUUUUUUGUGGUAGCGAUAUACAAAUUCGUAAAGGGACUUACAUUUCGCAGCGUUGUCUUUACGUUCGCGCUAGAACAGAUGGAAUAAGAGAGCUCGGUUGUUCAUGAUGGACACUGCCUCUG